UGUCCGAAGCUGCAUUGCUGGCAUCGGUCGCAAGCAGUUUCGUUCACAUUGUGCAACCAAUACAACUGCUUACGCGGUCUUUCAAGCCGGUUGCACGUCUGACAUCUGACUGUUUUAACUAUCUCAGCUGAUCUAACGUUGGUGUCAAGACUGUCGUUGUGCCUGUGGUUGUGUCCACCGUUCUACUGCGUCGCGCGACGAAGGACCCAUCGGUUCAUCCCUGGACGCCUGCGACCAGUCGCUCUACGGCCCAGCGUCACUGGCAUAGGGAGAUCUUGCUGGCAACAUGAUGAACCCCAAGCAAUUUUGGACGUGGUUGACCUAUAAGCGGAGCUCUUCUCCGCCCCCCACCGAGGGCUACAUUCAUGCCAAUCGUCUCCAAAAAGCAGCAGCCUACCUCUCUCUCCCCUGCACUGAGAGUUCCACACGCCCGUGUCACGUCCUAAUUCAACCCUACGCUUGGAACCAGCUCCUGUUCAUGGGCGACAUGGAACUGAGAGAAGUGGUGACCGGAAGUCUCGAGCUCCAUCAGGCGGUGCCACCCAGACGUCUUUGGCACCCUGAUCGAACCCGCUUCUCGCAAGAGAUGGCUUGGCUCCUGAGGGAACAUAGAUGCAUCAAAGCCCUGAGUCUUGUCCAUGACAUAGACCCCGCAUUUAGGGACCUGCUCCACUGUGCCCUGCUUGUCAACCAGGGGCUGAAGAAGCUGGUGCUUGGGGGGUCCGACUACCCACAGAGUGAAUUCGCUGCUGAAACUGUCCUGUCUCUUGUUGGCGCCAUAACGGAACUUGAGGAGCUAGAGCUGAACUGCCGCAUAGAUGACCCUGCCGCGGUACAGCAACUUGGAAAUACCUUACAGAAGAUCUCUACUUUGACAUCCGUCAAGAUGUUGAGGGUCAGUGUGGACCCCGCCAAUGUAGAAUGCAUGCUUCGAGGGUUGAAGUCCAACCCCAACAUAGCCAUUAUCUCUGUUCAAGACUUUUUUCUGAGGCCAGGCACGGCUCUUGCAGAGUUUGCCGCAUUCAGCAGGUACUUAAGGGUGUUGGCUCUGCGAUCCACCACAUCAACUGAUGCGGGAGACCUGGAAAACCUUUUUGAGGCACUGUCGUCUAACCAUCACCUAGAAGAACUGUGCCUCGAGGAUUUUACCCUUGACGGGCGAAUGAUCGAGGCCCUUGCGAAACUGGCAGCGAAACAAGAAACCCUUAAAGGCUUAGAAGUCAAGUGUGACAAAGAUCAUGGAACCAUCUGUGGAGCAUCCUUGGCUAAGCUGGUAGGUCGUGACACUGUCCUCCACGAGAUGGUGCUCCUAGGUGGAAAAAUCGACUGUCUCGUCACUUUUGGAGAGGCUCUUGGUGUAAAUACCACAAUGACAAAGCUCUCCCUCCGUCUGGUCGACGUGAAAGCUGAUGAACUUGAGUUGUUUUUGAAGGCACUUGCAUGCAACAAGUCACUUCAAGUCACUCUCAAAGAUGUUUCUGAAGAGUUGCUGAGCACCUUCGACCAACUUCGCUUAGAAGCAGGGCUCAAAGACAGGGUGACGCUCCAUGCCAAGUUCAAAGAUCCUUUCAUGUUUGCGAGUGCUUUGAAGAAGUGCACAAAGCUGCCUCUGACCAAGUAUGAGCCUUGCAGCACCGGACGAGACUUUCGUCCCGAUGCGCUUUAUGAGCCGGCCAGCUACUAUCAUCUCACACAGCUCGGCAUCAAACUCGAAAUGCAGAUAGAUGACAAGUCCGCGGCUGACCUCGCACUCUUCCUGUCGUCCACAAGAACACUGACCACCGUGGAGCUUUACUUCCCGACCACGGUUGCAUCGACACAUGCCAUUCUGGGUGGACUGUCCAGAAACACGAGCAUCUCGGUGCUUCGAAUCUCGCAUUGGACCUUCAAGGCUGCGGAGGUGAAGGGCCUCUGGUACAUGGUGGGACGCUCCAAGACCUUGAACGAGCUACUUAUAACCGACAUGAAAUGUGCAGGGGUCCCCACACCUACAGUCAUACCGCGGUACCUGUUCGACAACCACUGCUUGAUCAGCGCAAUCAUCUAUGCUAAUUUUGAAGGCAACACUGCUUUGUUUGCAUUGCGGCUGCUGAGGGUGCUGUGGAGGAACCGGCUGUUGCUGCGCAUGGCAGAGCAGUUUGUUAUGGGAGCGCGAGACAAGUGCUAUGCCGAGGCCUUCAAGAAGGUCGUAGGAAGCCCGGCCCUGGUUGCAAGAGUGCAGAGGGCUGCCGGCGAGUCGAGAGAGCAGGCCAUGGAGAGGGUGAUGGAAAGCAAGCAUAUCCCUGUCUGAUGUCUCCUGAUCAAGUUCUGCUGUGGAACCAGCCCUUGUAUAUGGGUGACAUGGAGUUGGAAGAAGCGUGCUUGGAAGACUCAAGCUCCUCCUGGUGAUACUUCCCAGACAUUUGUGUGCAUAGAGUGCACCACAGUGUGCAUCAAGUGAGCCACAAUGUGCAUCGAGUGUGCCACAAUGUGCAUAAAGUGUGCCACAAUGUGCAUCGAGUGUGUUGCAGUAUGCAUCGAGAAUGGUUGUGUCCAGCUGGACCAAAUCGGCAUGGACAAAGUGGCAUUGCAUCCAGAAGUACAUCAAGGUGGCAGACUUGAAGGCUUUGCUGUAAAAGCAGACUGGACUUCAGUCUCCAGUAAAGAGACACCAUCAUCUGCUCCGACAGCCACGACAGCAGCCAGCUCUUACGUUGCGAUGCCACAAGGUGCCUUGUUGUUGCCGCAUUCUAUGGGAUUUUCAUUGUCGUCAUCAAACUUUGCUCUUUGCGUUGCAACAUGUUUGCUUCUCUCGGCACAAACAUAGAACUGCCGGAUUGAUGGGGUCGCAUAUAUAAAAGCAAGGAAUAUGUGUAACAUGGUUUUUUUUGUAAAGGAUGUGCUUGUGACCUUGCAAAACAAGGGGAUCAGUGGAUGAGUGUGGUAGCGCACCACAGCUCGAAGCAGGUGGAGCGAAAGUUUGCACUGCAGAACCUGGGGAUCUUGGGUUCAACCCCUGGCCCCACCUGUUUCGAUCUGGGCAAGCACUGUAUUGGAGUGUGUCGCUGCUGCGUGAUGCAUGUUAAAGACCCCGGACUAGCAUUCAUACUUCACUGGAAAAAUUUCUCAUCCACAGGGAAGACACAAGGUGCCCAUUUAGGCCGACCAACUUCCCACUGCCUAAGCAUGCACAUGACACUGUUCGAAAACAAGGUUCAAUUAGAAUAAUUAUCUAUGGGGGGGAGAUGCAACAAUGUUUUUUGUACUGUCAAAUGCUCAUUAAAUGAGAGGAUGUUUGGUAGAGUGGUAGAACGUAUUACAGGAACGUGCAAAUAUGCUUGCCGACAUAUUCCUGCCUGGUCCAGAGAUCUCUACCACCUUAUUUUGUGGCACUGAUCCACCCCAUCGGACCAUGGAGUUCUUAUGUUGCAUCAGUUGGCUUAAGCAACAUUCUAUUUUUAUUGCCUGUGGAAAUCUGUGAUUUUUUAAAAAUUAUUGCAUUAUUUUUUUCUGUUGCAUAGGGUUUGUUUUAUAUCUUUUAAACGAGAGAUCAUUUAGAGGGGCAGUCACAUGCUUCUUUCAUGGGUGGGCACCUUUUUAGAACGCAGCUCUUAGGCGCCCGUUUCCGGCCUGAGCGGCGUCGCCGUCGCCGCAACCAAGGUCACCUCAAGGUCGUGUGACCCCCCCCCCCCCAGGUCACGUGACCCCCCUCCCCCCGAAGUCACGUGACAUCCCCCCCCCCCCCCCUGAGGUCACGUGACCCCCCGGAGCAUAUUAAAGAGUGAGGGGAGGAGAAGGAGGAGGGGUGUACCCUCCCCUCAGUACCCUUCCCCCUCCUCCUCAAGAGCUGCGCUCCAAUUCGGCGUUACAGGGAGUUGUAAACGGCUUUCACUUUUUCUUUCUUCUUCGUUAUUUUAUAGCAUUCCCCGCAAGAUAUACCAGACUGCUGGCAGAUCUGAAACUGCUAUAUCUGCAAUCUUUCAAAUGUCCCUGUGUUUGUCUACUGCAUUUGGCAGAUUCUGUUGCGUGUGUCUGCUUAAACUUGCUGUAAGGAUAUAUUAGUGAUUUUAUUUUAAUCUCUAGCUUUCUGCAAGGUCUACCAUUGCAUUUGAAAAAGCUUUAGGCUGAUACCUGUAAAUGCUUCUCUCUCAGCAGCCUUCUUUUUGUUUUGUUUAAAGGUGGAGUCACUCGCACACUUGUUAUCUAGGUAUUAUUUCGGUACUGACCAAGAGCUUGUUUAAGAUUGGACUGGUUCUACUCCCUGUGAUAAACUUUUUAAUGCCUUUGAACACUGUCUCUGUUUCACCAACUGUUUCACAAAUUGUGGAACAUUGUGUUCUUGCUACCCCUUGCUGGUGUUCUCAGCAAAACACCGAUAGGAAGUUCCUUCCAGCCGAACAACAGCAGACAUCUUUAUAUUUCCAACACAGAUGAAAUUACGAUGGAAUAACAGCCAGCAUAUGUUCCAAACGUUCCAGUUAAUAUGCAUAAAUAUUGUAUAAUCGCCAUCUUUAAUUUUUACACUUCUUUUUACCUGCCCCAGGGUUACUAUGUCAGUCUAAAAAGGAGCUCCGGCAAAAUAUUUAUUUUCGCCGAUUUGCAAAAUAAAAAGUUAAGUCUGAAUAAAGUUGUUUCUUUUCACAAA
Molecule: messenger RNA, 4624 nt
Organism: Ixodes scapularis (black-legged tick)
Lineage: Eukaryota; Metazoa; Arthropoda; Arachnida; Ixodida; Ixodidae
Exons: 2
Coding region: 287-2290 (667 amino acids)
Source: RefSeq, a predicted model, not a curated record